AUGCCGAACAUCGAGGUUAUCGUUGCUGACAGCGCAACUCGACAUCUUCUGCAAGGACCACCAAGAGUCCAAGAAGUUCCGGUGUCACCACUGGAGGUCCAUUUUUCGCAGCACGUGAUCUACCCGUUGUUCUCGGAUGGCCACUCGGUGGAUGAUGCAGUCAGGGAAAUUGAGGCAGUCCAGUCUGAAGCUGAUGAGGAUGUUUGGCUGGAAGCACCGUUUCCUCGCAUUCAGGCGGUCCGCUGGUGCCCAAAGUUGCGGGAUGGUGAAGGAAAGCCUGUCCUCGAUGAGAAGGGUGAAGAGCGACGGGGGGUUGAGGGCCUCUUCACGAUGGACAACCGACGCCUCUAUGCGCUGCAGCGAGCGGCCGUCGCCCAGUAUCCCAGGACUUGCAAGAUCACUGUGGAAGAGAUCACAAAUCGCUGGGAGGUUGCACAGCAUGUGAAGAAGUUCCGGACACGUACCAACGGGCUAUCCAUUUUCAUUGCAGAGUGGAACGGUACUAGCCGGAACAACACCAGAAAUUCUGAAGUCCUCCGCGUAUGGGACUGGAGGUCUGCCAUCUCAAAGGCGGAGGAAAGUGGAACUGCGGCAGAGGCAGGCAGUUGCGGCUGCUGGGAGUAUUUGGACCCCAAGUCGGUUUGCCGCGGGCCAUUCAGCAACUGGCAGAUGCAGCAGUGGUGGGAGCACCAGAUGCUUCCGCCAGAUCUGGAAAUCCGACCCUUUCUGCGAAAGGAUGGCGAUGAAGGUCACCAGCAGCCGUUCAGGCCGGUGAAGGAGGUUUUUGCGGAUGCGCCGAAGCCCUUCGCACCAGGCUGGGUGCCGCUGACAGUGGCGGUGGAAGACAGCGGAUUCCAGACAUGCGCAGAGUGCGGUCGGCAACGGCUGGAAGGUUGGAGCGCACGGGGCAAAUGGUACUGUUCGAACUGCUGGCGGAAGUGGCAGUCAUACUGA
Molecule: messenger RNA, 954 nt
Organism: Symbiodinium sp. CCMP2456
Lineage: Eukaryota; Dinophyceae; Suessiales; Symbiodiniaceae
Source: the annotation of a GenBank genome assembly